CCAAUCCUGCAGCUACCUUUUUGGCAAACCACGACCGCCUUCCGCCAUAGCCAACCAACCAUUCAAUUACCACUCAACUUCAAACUUCUACCUCUACCUUUUGCAUUCUCACUCUUCACCCGCAACAUCACAUCACGCAAUACCACACUCCCCAUUUACAUCGUCUAUUCCCAUAAACCUUGCGACUAGAAUAGACACUUGCGGCUGCGUUUUUGCGACCGUACGCUCAUCUUAAUUACAGACCAUCACUUCGUCCCGAUCACUCAUUCACAAUGGUUGAGACCGAAGCACCUCCCGCAGCGGACUAUAUCCGCCUUCAGUCAAACGACAACAUUAAGAUUGAUGUCGAGAAGGCUGUUGCCGAGCGAUCGCUCUUGAUCAAGAACAUGCUCGAGGAUCUUGGUCCUAAUGCCGAUGGACAGACUAUCCCUAUUCCGAACGUAACCGAGCCUGUCUUGCGCAAGGUUAUCGAGUGGUGUGAACACCACCGUAACGACCCUCCUGCCAGCAACGAGGAUGAGUCGGACAACCGCAAGAAGACCACCGAUAUUGACGAGUGGGACCAGAAGUUCAUGCAGGUUGAUCAAGAGAUGCUGUUCGAGAUUAUUCUUGCAUCCAACUAUCUCGACAUCAAGGCCCUUCUGGACGUGGGCUGCAAGACCGUUGCGAACAUGAUCAAGGGCAAGUCCCCCGAGGAGAUCCGCAAGACUUUCAAUAUCACGAACGACUUCACCCACGACGAGGAGGAGCAGAUCCGCCGCGAGAACGAGUGGGCCGAGGACCGAUAAAUGUUCAAUCUUACGGCCGU
Annulohypoxylon truncatum is the source of this 808-nucleotide messenger RNA. RefSeq names its product E3 ubiquitin ligase SCF complex, Skp subunit. The record is from RefSeq and is a predicted model, not a curated record. Gene Ontology annotation, cellular component: cytoplasm; nucleus. The transcript is spliced from 4 exons. Lineage: Eukaryota; Fungi; Ascomycota; Sordariomycetes; Xylariales; Hypoxylaceae. Gene Ontology annotation, molecular function: cullin family protein binding. The coding region runs from base 273 to 788 and encodes 171 amino acids. Gene Ontology annotation, biological process: SCF-dependent proteasomal ubiquitin-dependent protein catabolic process; mitotic cell cycle.